UCUCAUCCCGGGACGCAAACCUCGGAACAGCUGCCGGCUGGGCCUGGCGGAGGCCGGCGCAGGGAGGGAGGAGCCGCCGGGGCCGCGGGGGCGCUGAGAACUGGCCCCGCAACCGUGCGCUCGCGCCGCCGGCCCUCUCCCGGCGCGCCACCUGGGCGCUCCAAGAAGAGGCCAAAGUUUACCGUGGCAGUGAGUUGAAGCCCGCGCUGGGCUGCUGCACCGAGAGCUCCGGGAGCUUCUCUCGCUUCCCGGUAUUGUUUGCAAACUUUGCUUCGCUACCCGGCGACCCCCAACUCGGCGGCAGCCGGGCGCAGACCGCAGAGCCGGGGACGCUGUGCGCAGCCCUCGGGCCAGGCUGGGCGGGCAUGGGCGGGGGCCCGAGCAGCGGUGGACAGCGGGGUCCAGCAACCCGUGCCCGAGAGCGGCGGCUCUGAGGGGCGCGGACCUCCCUGCGAGGGCACUCCCGACGCCACCAUGCAGGGCCCGGGUCCCCGCCUGUGGCUGGUCCUGCAGGUGGUGGGUUCGUGCGCCGCCAUCAGCUCCAUGGACAUGGAGCGUCCAGGAGACAGCAAGUGCCAGCCCAUCGAGAUCCCGAUGUGCAAGGACAUUGGCUACAACAUGACUCGCAUGCCCAACCUGAUGGGCCACGGGAACCAGCGCGAAGCCGCCAUCCAGCUGCACGAGUUCGCGCCGCUCGUGGAGUACGGCUGCCACGGCCACCUCCGCUUCUUCCUGUGCUCCCUGUACGCGCCCAUGUGCACCGAGCAAGUCUCCACCCCCAUCCCCGCCUGCCGGGUCAUGUGCGAGCAGGCCCGGCUCAAGUGCUCACCCAUCAUGGAGCAGUUCAACUUCAAGUGGCCCGACUCCCUAGACUGCAGCAAACUUCCCAACAAGAAUGACCCCAACUACCUGUGCAUGGAGGCGCCAAACAACGGCUCUGACGAGCCCACGCGGGGCUCGGGCAUGUUCCCGCCGCUCUUCAGGCCACAGCGGCCUCAUGGCGCUCAGGAGCACCAGCUGAAGGACGGGGGACCCGGGCGCAGCGGCUGCGACAACCCCGGCAAGUUCCACCACGUGGAGAAGAGCGCGUCCUGCGCGCCGCUCUGCACGCCAGGCGUGGACGUGUACUGGAGCCGCGACGACAAGCGCUUCGCCGUGGUCUGGCUGGCCAUCUGGUCUGUGCUGUGCUUCUUCUCCAGCGCCUUCACCAUGCUCACCUUCCUCAUUGACCCGGCCCGCUUCCGGUACCCAGAGCGCCCCAUCAUCUUCCUCUCCAUGUGCUACUGCGUCUACUCGGUGGGCUACAUCAUCCGCCUGUUCGCCGGCGCCGAGAGCAUCGCUUGCGACCGCGACAGCGGGCAGCUCUACGUCAUCCAGGAGGGGCUGGAGAGCACGGGCUGCACCCUGGUCUUCCUGGUGCUCUACUACUUCGGGAUGGCCAGCUCGCUGUGGUGGGUGGUCCUCACCCUCACCUGGUUCCUGGCCGCAGGCAAGAAGUGGGGCCACGAGGCCAUCGAAGCCAACAGCAGCUACUUCCACCUGGCAGCCUGGGCCAUCCCCGCGGUGAAGACCAUCCUCAUCCUGGUGCUGCGCCGGGUGGCGGGCGACGAGCUCACCGGCGUCUGCUACGUGGGCAGCAUGGACGUGAACGCGCUCACUGGCUUCGUCCUUGUCCCGCUGGCCUGCUACCUCGCCGUGGGCACCUCCUUCCUCCUCUCGGGCUUCGUGGCGCUUUUCCACAUCCGGAGGGUGAUGAAGACGGGCGGAGAGAACACGGACAAGCUGGAGAAGCUUAUGGUGAGGAUCGGGGUCUUCUCGGUCCUCUACACCGUGCCGGCCACCUGUGUGAUCGCCUGUUACUUUUAUGAACGCCUCAACAUGGAUUAUUGGAAGGUCCUGGCGGCGCAGCACAAGUGCAAAAUGAACAACCAGACGAAAAACCUGGAUUGCCUGAUGGCCGCCUCCAUCCCCGCUGUGGAGAUCUUCAUGGUGAAGAUCUUCAUGCUCCUGGUGGUGGGCAUCACCAGCGGGGUGUGGAUCUGGACUUCCAAAACGCUGCAGUCCUGGCAGAAUGUUUGCAGCCGCAGAUUGAAAAAGAACAGCCGGAGGAAGCCUGCCAGCGUGAUCACCAGCAGUGGGAUUUACAAAAAAGCCCAGCAUCCCCAAAAACCUCACCUGGGGAAGUAUGAAAUCCCCGCCCAGCCUCCCACUUGUGUGUGAACCGGGCUCGCAGCGAAGGAGAUAGGGCAGUGGGAGCUGAAACACGGUGCUUUUCGGGGUUGGUUGGUCGAUUUUUUUAUAUAAAGGAAAAAGAAAUAAAAAGUGUUUACCCUGAAAUUCAGGAUGCUGUGAUACACUGAGAGUGAAAAUAUGUACUGAAAGGGUUUGGUUUUGUUUUUGCUGUUUUCCAGAGAAGAGAAGCUCCCGGGUUCAGUAGCUUCUUGUGUAAUCCAUUUGUGGUAAAGUAAUUGAUUGGGCCCUGGAAAGAAAACUUUGAUUUAGAAGCUUCCAUAAAUAUACGUCUGUGUAUAUUGGAGUUGGCUUUGCUACUACCAUUUACAAACAAGGGGACAGAUAACUUCUUUGCGAAUUAAAGAGCCUCCAGUGGGUUAGCAAAUGAGCUAUGGGGAGGGGGGGCUCAGGAAGGCUGCUCUGUGGGAGGCGGCUUCUGUGCAGACAGAAAGAAAGGGGAUCCUGGGGCCAUCACACUCCAGUGGAUUCAGAGUCACUUACAACAGCCUCCAGCCUCUAGUCUUCACAAAUAGUCUUUCUCUGAGACAGAACCCUCCACCAAACCUAACAUUGGUGAACUCAAACAAUGUGCAAUACAUUCCCCCCCCUUCCAUGAAAAUAAAAAGAAAAACAAGUAUUUUGCUUUAUAUAAAGACAACAAAAGAAAUCUCCUAACAAAAGGACUAAGAGAGCCAGCCCUCAGAAACCCUUUAGUACUACAUUUUGUGGCUUUUUAAUGGAAACCGAGCCAAUGCUAUACACAUUUGGACUGAUUUGUGGAAAGGAAAGGGGAGAAGAGGAGAAGGAUCUUUCAAAAGUACCCAAAGGGCUUAUUGACUCUUUCCAUUGUGAGACAAAUGAUUUCCAUGAACCCAUCCAGAAGCACUAGGUCAGCAAAGACAAACUCUGUGUCAUGUAUUCUCUCUUACAAGACCAGGAAAGAAUGGCUUCUCCUUGUAUAUAUUUGUAAUAUACAAUAUUUUUCAUGCUCCACUAUUUUAUUAAAAAUAAAAUAUGUUCUUUAGUUUGCUGCUA
Otolemur garnettii (small-eared galago) is the source of this 3267-nucleotide messenger RNA. RefSeq names its product frizzled class receptor 10 (gene FZD10). Gene Ontology annotation, cellular component: plasma membrane. Gene Ontology annotation, biological process: canonical Wnt signaling pathway; non-canonical Wnt signaling pathway. Lineage: Eukaryota; Metazoa; Chordata; Mammalia; Primates; Galagidae. The record is from RefSeq and is a predicted model, not a curated record. Gene Ontology annotation, molecular function: Wnt receptor activity; Wnt-protein binding. The coding region runs from base 475 to 2220 and encodes 581 amino acids. The transcript has a single exon.